Messenger RNA from Helianthus annuus (common sunflower), 2840 nucleotides. RefSeq names its product CBL-interacting serine/threonine-protein kinase 23. Gene Ontology annotation, molecular function: ATP binding; protein serine/threonine kinase activity. Gene Ontology annotation, cellular component: plasma membrane. Gene Ontology annotation, biological process: cell surface receptor signaling pathway; protein phosphorylation. The coding region runs from base 128 to 2149 and encodes 673 amino acids. The transcript has 4 exons. Lineage: Eukaryota; Viridiplantae; Streptophyta; Magnoliopsida; Asterales; Asteraceae. The record is from RefSeq and is a predicted model, not a curated record.
UUUCACACCUAUCCAUAACGGUGGUCCAGCCACUGAAAAACUUUCAUUUUGUUAUCGGCAACUCUCUUGUAAUUUCAAAAUCACCCAUUAAUCGUUUUCAAUUUGCUCCACUACUUUAUCAACAAUUAUGUUUGUUGCUACCGGCAAUGAAUAUGAACCCUCCUCCGUGCAAUGGUCACAACUUUGCCGUCACUUCGAGUUUCACGAAAUUCUUUCAGCAACGAAAAACUUCGACGAAUCAUUAGUAAUUGGGCGUGGAGGUUUCGGGAAAGUUUACAAAGGUAACAUUAAAAAUGGAUCAACUGUUGUUGCUGCCGCCAUUAAACGAUUGGAUACUAUGUCGAAUCAAGGGGCAUCCGAGUUCUGGGCUGAAGUUGAGAUGCUUUCGAAGUUGCGUCACUGUCAUCUAGUGUCUUUGAUUGGUUACUGUAUGUUGGGUAUCGAGAUGAUUCUGGUCUAUGAGUAUAUGCCACGUGGAACACUUGCAGAUCAUCUCCACAAACUUGGUACCCCUCUUUCUUGGUGUCAGCGACUCAAGAUUUGCAUAGGUGCCGCUCGUGGGUUAGACUACCUCCAUACUGGUACCGGUAUAGAGUUUGGUGUCAUACACCGAGAUGUAAAGAGCUCAAAUAUUUUGUUAGAUGAAAGUUGGGCUGCUAAAGUUUCGGAUUUCGGGUUGUCUAUAGUAAGCCCAAAGAAUCAGGCAUCGACUUAUGUCAACACUCUUGUUAAAGGCACUUUUGGGUAUAUCGAUCCAAAUUAUUUCGCCACCGGAAAGUUGACAAGGAAGUCUGAUGUGUAUGCUUUUGGCGUGGUAUUGUUGGAAGUGAUAUGUCGGAAGAGGGCAGUUGAUAAUAGUCUUGAUUGCGGAAUAGCAACAUGGGCACAAGACUCUAUCAAAGCAGGUCGGUUGAAGGGUAUAGUGGAUUCUGAUAUAAGGCGUGAAAUAUCCACAAAAUGUUUGAAGCAAUUUGCUAAAAUAGCGGAAAGAUGUUUGGAUAAUUAUCCAAAGAACCGUCCUACGAUGGCUGAGGUUGUCCUUAGUCUAGAAUAUGUGCUGACCUUACAAGAGAAAACCUAUAAUUUGUCGCAAACUGCCAGCAAGACGAUAUUUGGCAGGAUGGUUGAUAAGUUUUCGUUCAGCGACAGUGGGCAGAACUCAGGUAUGGAUAUUGGAUCAUUCAUGUCCAAGAAGCCUUAUAUGAACUUAGGAUCCCUCACACCCAAGAGGUGGAAGCAACUUACGCCUAGAGAAAAAAUCUUCCAGAAAAAUGGCGCUCUAUUAUUGGAAGAUAAACUAAAAAGCGGUGUUGGUUCCAUAAAAAUUUUUCAAGCAGAAGAGCUAGAAAAAGCGACUAUGAAUUUUGCAGAAAGUAUGAUUAUCGAAAGAGGUGGUGGUACUGGCAUUGUGUACAAGGGAAUACUAUCAGAUAACCGUGUGGUAGCAAUCAAGAGGUCUAGAACAUUGGACGAAGAACAAGUGGAGCCAUUUAUGAAUGAAAUUCUAAUUCUGGGACAAAUUAAUCACAGGAACGUGGUGCAACUUUUGGGAUGUUGUUUGGAAACCGAGGUCCCAUUGCUUGUUUGUGAAUUUGUUUCUAGUUACAAUCUUUACCAUCACAUACAUCAUAAUACAAGCAGCACUGGAAGAUUUCCAUUGGAUAGCCGUUUAAGAAUAGCACAUGAAUCGGCCGGUGCACUUGCUUAUCUUCACUCAGAUGCGACGACGACGAUCAUACAUAGAGACGUGAAGUCAGCUAACAUUUUAUUGGAUGAAAAUUACACCGCAAAAGUUGCAGAUUUUGGUGCCUCAAAGUCACUCCCGUUGGGUCAUGACCAAGUGUUUACAGUAGUUUACGGGACGUUAGGUUACAUGGAUCCUGAAUAUAUGAUUACUGGUCAACUAACCGAUAAAAGUGAUGUGUAUAGCUUUGGAGUGGUUCUUGCAGAACUCCUGACAGGAUUAAAGCCAAUUGAUGAAGAAGAUAAAAAUCUUGCAACGGUUUUUGUGCAGGCAAAGAGGGAAAAUCGGUUGCGUGAGAUUGUUGAUCAUCAAGUUUUAGAGGAGGUGACUGAUGAGCAGCUAGACGCAGCAUGUAACCUUGUUUGUAGAUGCCUUGACAGAGAAGGUCAAACAGGCCUAGCAUGAAAGAAGUUACAAUAGAGCUUGAAAGAUUAAGGAAGCUUAAACUGUUUAAUGUCUAACAUGUAUAGUUUCAUGUUUCAAGUUUAAAUCUCUAUGAAUGUUAUGAUCAUGCAUGCAAGGGGCCAUAAGAAGACAAUGUAGAUUGGAUUCUGCCGUCACAACACUUCUGUUCCUUCAAAUUUGGAGGCUUUCUCAACUUCCCACCACCGCAUGACUUGUGUGAAGAGAACAAAGGUUGACGGUGCAUGGCAGCGGAAGUCAGUGAGCUUCGUUUGGUCUGAUAUUUGAGGAUAUGGUGAUGGAGGGGGGAGGUAACAGUAAAGUUGCUUCAAUUAAAUCAUUUUAUGCGAAGACUAUGAUCAGCAUAGUCGAAUGUGAAGUUUGUGCAAAAACAUUUCAUUGGUAGCACAAUUAGUCCAAAUUAAUGUGGGUAUAAAUGCAAACGCAGCACUACAAAGCACAAACUGAGAGAAACGAUGAUCAAUGAUGGAAGCGUGAAAGGUAAGUUGAAAGAUCAUUUGGAUAAUCUGUUCUUCAUCUGAAUGUAAAUAUAUUGAUGUAAAAACUCCAAAAUAUGUGUAGAAUUUGAAAAUUUUCUAGUGAAUUACGAUAGGAAAUUAUCUAUUGAAUCCAAGUAUUUGUAUGUAUAUAUAUAUAUUAUCAAGCUAAGGUUAUCAACGAAAUUUAUGAACAU